Messenger RNA from Erinaceus europaeus (western European hedgehog), 1173 nucleotides. RefSeq names its product ephrin A4 (gene EFNA4). The record is from RefSeq and is a predicted model, not a curated record. The transcript has 4 exons. The coding region runs from base 101 to 715 and encodes 204 amino acids. Gene Ontology annotation, biological process: ephrin receptor signaling pathway; axon guidance. Lineage: Eukaryota; Metazoa; Chordata; Mammalia; Eulipotyphla; Erinaceidae. Gene Ontology annotation, cellular component: plasma membrane. Gene Ontology annotation, molecular function: ephrin receptor binding.
GCGCCCCUCCCCCACGCCGCCCGCGCCCCACUCGGUGCCUAGCUCAGCGCGGAGGAGCGGGCCGGGCCGGUCCGGACUCGGUGGAGCCCAGCCGGGGGCGAUGCGGCUGCUGCCCCUGCUGCCGACCGUCCUCUGGGCCGCGCUGCUCGGCUGCCCGCUGCCGGGAGCUUCAGGCCUCCGCCACCCCCUCUACUGGAACUCCAGUAACCCCAGGCUGCUCCGGGGUGAUGCGGUGGUGGAGCUGGACCUCAACGAUUACCUAGACAUCUUCUGCCCACACUACGAAGGCCCAGGGCCACCUGAAGGCCCUGAGAGAUUCUCCUUGUACAUGGUGGACUGGUACGGCUACGAGGCCUGCCGGGCAGAGGGGCCCCGGGCAUUCAAGCGCUGGGAUUGUGCCCGGCCCUUCGCUCCCUUAGGUCCAGUUCGCUUCUCAGAGAAGAUCCAGCGCUUCACACCCUUCUCCCUGGGCUUCGAGUUCCUGCCUGGAGAAACGUACUACUACAUCUCUGUGCCCAGUCCAGAGAGUCCUGGCCAGUGCCUGAGACUGCAGGUGUCUGUGUGCUGCAAGGAGAGCAAAUCAGAGUCUGCCCACCCAGUUGGGAGCCCUGGAGAGAGUGGCACAUCAGGGUGGCAAGGAGGGAGCGCACCCAGUCCCCUCUGCCUCUUGCUGCUGCUGCUGCUCCCAAUUCUGCGUCUCCUAAGAGCCUUCUGAGCUGACUGACCCUUCCUGCCACCUGAGCUGCGAAUGCCAAGCUGGAUAGGAUGGUGGACGAGUGACAGUGCUGUUACCUGGUUGACAGCCAGAGUGGAGUGCAACAGUCCUGGACACACUAGAGCCCUGCCCAGGCCAGCAAAGGGUCCCUGCCAGCUGCUUGGAUGUGAGACUCUGGUGUGGUGGAUCCACGGCCCAGAGCCUGCUGGGAGCCAAGGCCCCAGACCUAAGGAUGGGUGGAUUGCCCAGGCCAGGCAGUGAGUACACCCCGGCCUGCCAUCUGUGGUGCCCUGUGCUUACUGGGCCUCUCCUGGGGUGGCCAGCACCUUCCUCCCCAGGGGUCACUCACUUGUCUUCUGUGAAGACGGACAAUUCCAUGAGGUUGAAUAUCAUGUCAAUUUGUAUUUUUAUAAGUAUCUGGACCAAUCUCUCAAUAAAUCACCUCUCUUUGUUGCUCC